AUAAACACUAAACAACGGUAUAGAUAGCAUUACAUCAACAUCUGAUUAAUUUAUUCUGUGAUCUGAUGUUAGUAUUCGAUAUUUCGAUCAUUCUAAACUCUGGUCUAUGAAGUAAGUAGUACCUAACUACUAAGUGUAACUGAACUCGAAAUUAAGAGUAGUUAAGAUAAAUAUUAUUUUUUUAUUAUUUCUGAAUGCUGCGGAACACUGUGCAUCGUAUACGAAUUACAACACAUUGAAGAAAUACAAUUUUUCGAGUUUGUAAUUUUUGUUUGAUUGUGCGACAAAUAUUUCAAAUUAAAAACUAAAUAGCUGUCAAAUAUGGCCCUAUCAAGUUAUAAACUGUUGCAAGACCUCAAAAAUUCAACAAACUACCAGUGUCUAACUACCGGUAACGACAUGGAAUGGGGAUGGGAUACCUUGGAAUCAACUACUGAUGUGAAUAUAUCAGACGACAACUUAGAGGUAGUAAUUCAUCCAAACUCUAGCCGGGGUACUGGAGCUGUUCGUGGUGAUAUGCCGUUUGUGCCCGGUCAUAUCUACUAUUGGGAGAUCAAAGUGGAUGGCUCGCCUAUGGCCACCGACAUGAUAGUUGGGGUUGGCACAAAAGAUUUCGACUUGGAAAGCUCUAAAAACGAAUAUACCAGUCUAAUAGGAUCAGAUAAAAAAUCAUGGGGAUAUUCAUAUAAAGGUGUUAAACACCACGAUGGAGAAAGUUUAAUCUAUGGUCAAAGAUACGAUCAGGGUGAUGCAUUGAUUGGAGUUCGAUUGGACAUGUGCAGAGGGACAUUGGAAUUUUUCCUUAAUAGAAUUCCAUUAGGUGUGGCGUUUGAAAAAUUGGAUAAUAAACAUCUUCUUUACCCCAUGGUGUGCUCCACUGCAUGCCGAACUUAUUUCACAAUAAAAUACUGUCGUUCAUUGCCAGUAAAUCUGCAACUUUAUUGUUUGCAAGCUUUUGACUCUAGUAAGAAUCCAUUAAUACCAUUUGGUAUUUUGAAAAUGGUAAUGGACUCUUGGUGGAUUCCUAAAUCCUUUUCAUCAUAACUUAACUUAAGGUUUUGUGAUUUUAUUUUUAAGAUUGUUAUUAAUGUUAUUUAUUACAUAGAAAAUUUAGUAUUUAAGAAAUGUUCUCAUUUAGAUAUAAAUAAGUAGUGUAUUAUUCUAUGCUAAUUUGUGAUUUAUUAACAACUAUUAACUAAUUAAAAAAUAACAUGAUGAACUUGGUUCAGAUGUAGUAAUAAAUUUCAUGUUUUGUGAUAAAUUUAUUAUUAACAAUGAUUGUUCCAAUUUAGUUUGAUUUAAUGUUACCUUUAAUGAGGUAUGUUCUAAAUUACAUUGAAAGUGCAUUAUAAUUUAGUGAAAAAAAAUCAAAUAAUCAAUUGGUGUAUUAUUUUACUCAAUUACGAUUGAUAAUAAGUCACAAAUGCAUGAAAUAAAAUUUACUUAGAUUUUGAAUAUUUAAGAUUAAUGAUAUUGAAUAAUUAUAUAUUAGCCUUAAAUUAUUUGUUUGACUAAUUCUAUCAUGUAAAUACAUAUAUACCAAUUAUAUAAUUGUCAACUUAUUUAAGUUACUAUUUUAGAAUAAAGAAUAUUUUGAUUCUUUUCUACCUUAAAAGUAAACUUAAAUAAAAAUCUAUUUGUAUACUACUAUACAUAUAAAUUAUAAUAAAUUUUUAGCUUAUUCCAUAAACGACAUAGACAUUAUUUUGUUUUAACUUAAUCUGAUAUUCUGAUAGCUUUAUAAAAUAUUUUAUCAAAUUUAGCUAAUAAAUAUAUAUUUUUUUAAGUAUAUAUUCCCAUUUAUACAUGUCCUAACAAAAAUGUACUCUUAUUUUUUGAAUGAUGUUUAAUAUUAACAAAUAGAUACAAUCAUAGUAUUAGUAUAGUAUUAUAUAUUUUUUGUAAUUUGUUCUAAAUAUAUUUAAGAAAAUAUCCGUAUAUUGUCAUAAGAAUAUAAGAUAACAAUUUAAUGUAUUUAUAUUAUACUUUACUAUAAUAUAUACCUACUAUGUAAACACAAUACUGCAGUAACAUACUAAUGUAACAAAUUUCUUUCAAAUAACUUGGAGAAAUAAUUUUAAAUAUAAAUUUAAUGUAAAUCGUUAUAUGUAUCUAUAAUUUAUACUAUAUACUAUAUUUACAAUUUAUUUUAAUUUUUAGAUAUUAUAUAAUUCAAAAUUAUACAUAAUACAAUAAUUAUUGACAGUCACCAUGUGUAAUAGUUUAAAUAAAAUGUGUGUUUAUGAA
Rhopalosiphum padi (bird cherry-oat aphid) is the source of this 2247-nucleotide messenger RNA. Its product is annotated as SPRY domain-containing SOCS box protein 3-like. Lineage: Eukaryota; Metazoa; Arthropoda; Insecta; Hemiptera; Aphididae. Gene Ontology annotation, biological process: proteasome-mediated ubiquitin-dependent protein catabolic process. Bases 322 to 1044 code for a protein of 240 amino acids. The transcript is spliced from 5 exons. The record is from RefSeq and is a predicted model, not a curated record. Gene Ontology annotation, molecular function: protein binding. Gene Ontology annotation, cellular component: SCF ubiquitin ligase complex.